AUGACCAACUAUGCAUUUUGCACUGAACUAGAUUUUGUAGCAGGAACACAGAAGAGGAAAGGCAGGGCACAGCCAGCAUCCAGCAGCAGACCCGUGACCAGCAAUAUUUCCCGACUGGCAGCAGUGCCGCUCUGCUUCGAGAACGUGAGCGGCUCCUGUGUCAGAUCGCCCUACUCCCCUGGGGCCCGCGUGGACCUGUACACAGUGUUUGGCUUCGGGGCUGUGCUGGCCGCGUUUGGAAACCUCCUGGUGAUGAUUUCAAUCCUUCAUUUCAAGCAGCUGCAUUCUCCCACCAAUUUUCUGAUCGCCUCUUUGGCUUGUGCGGACUUUUUGGUGGGCGCCACCGUGAUGCCCUUCAGGGCAUCUUCACUCUUUCACCUGUCGUUCGUCUCCAUCAACAGGUACGUUGCCGUCACUGACCCCCUGGUCUAUCCCACUAAGUUCACGGUUUCCGUGUCGGGGAUGUGCAUCAGCCUCUCCUGGGUCCUGCCCCUGGUGUACAGCGGGGCCGUGUUCUCCACGGGGGCCAACGACGACGGGCUGGAGGGAGUGGUGAGCAUCCUCAACUGCGUGGGCGCCUCUCAGAUGGUUGUGAAUCAAAAACGGGUGCUGAUAGAUUUUCUGCUAUUCUUCCUACCAACCAUUGUUAUGAUAAUUCUUUACAGUAAGAUUUUUUUUGUGGCUAGACAACAGGCCAAAAAGAUUGAAAAUAAUGGUAGCCAAGUAAAAUCACUACCACGGACUCACAAAGCCAGGGUGAUCAAGAGGGAGAGAAAAGCAGCCAAGACCCUGGGGAUCAUGGUGGGUGCAUUUUUAGUGUCAUGGUUACCAUACCUGACUGACUCGCUCAUUGACAGUUUCAUGGGCUUUAUAACCCCUUCAUAUGUUUAUGAGAUGCUCUGCUGGUUUGGUUACUAUAAUUUUGCUCUAAAUCCUUUAAUUUAUGCUCUAUUUUACCCUUGGUUUAGGAAAGCCAUGCAACUUAUUUUAGGUGGGGGGGUUUUAAAGGAUGCUUCAUCAACCAUUAGUUUAUUUUCCAAAUAA
Messenger RNA from Choloepus didactylus (southern two-toed sloth), 1044 nucleotides. RefSeq names its product trace amine-associated receptor 6-like. NCBI's taxonomy places the organism in Eukaryota, Metazoa, Chordata, Mammalia, Pilosa, Megalonychidae. Gene Ontology annotation, molecular function: trace-amine receptor activity. Gene Ontology annotation, biological process: G protein-coupled receptor signaling pathway. Gene Ontology annotation, cellular component: membrane. The record is from RefSeq and is a predicted model, not a curated record.